AUGAAGCUAAAAUUUAAAUUUAAAAUAAUUUUACAGAUAUUCCAGGAAGACUUUAGGUUUAUAUUGUUUAAGUUAUAUAUUUCAGAAACCCUUGAGUGCCUACCAACUGACCUGAAGACACUUUUAUUUGCGUAUUCAAUUGAUUUGGAGGCCAGUGUUGUUUCGGAAUCGGCCAGUACCCUGUUUGGAAACUUGGACUACUAUGUAACAAAAUUUGCAAACGUUUAAUUUGACACUAGCCAAUCUGCAGAAAUAUACUACAGUUAUGAUUACCAACAAUUGGUUUUGGCAGCAGUUCAAUUGGUAGUGACUCGUUGAAAAUUGUUGAGAAUUUUUACGACAAAUCUCUAUUCUCUGUUUGUGGAUCUGUAGUUGUGAUUCUCUCGAAACGAAACCCAAAUGAAGUGGAAAUUACCAAUCAAGUAGCCAAAAUUCGAUCUCAUCAUGGAAUAGUUCAUGUAAUUGCAUCAAAUACUCCAUCAGAUGGAUCCCAACCACUUACCCUCUAUGACCUCUCAUCUAAAACAAAUGGACUGACUGAUUUUCGAAAUGAUGAUCAAUUCUACAAUUCUGCAAUUGAUUUUUACGGCUUAAAUCGACCUAUAGCUUUUUACGCGGUAAACCCUGUAGUGUCUGGAAAAGGUUCUAUUGUACUGCCUCCACUAUUCCACACUCAACGCGAGGGAGCUGCCUUUGCAGUUACUGUACAGAACCAUGGCCCUAUUGAUACAUUCAAAUCAUUUCACCUCUCUUAGUACAAUGCUUCUUCAACUUCUAAUGGCGGUUUCUAUGGUUAUCCAGAAUCCCAGUACUAUGAGAAAAAUGGCACAAUUCGAACAGGUGGUGAUAUUCUUAAUGCUGCUAUCUACAAUAUGACUUUGGAAUACUCAUACUCGGACAAUACCCCAUUCAAAAUGCAGAUUAGAGCAUACACUUACAUGUAUCUCGACUACUGGUCACCAUAUGCUGACUAA
Messenger RNA from Caenorhabditis elegans, 974 nucleotides. The record is from the annotation of a RefSeq genome assembly. NCBI's taxonomy places the organism in Eukaryota, Metazoa, Nematoda, Chromadorea, Rhabditida, Rhabditidae.